AUGGUGUUUGAAAUAUGGCACCAGUACCAGGGAUCCAGGGAUAUCCUGAGACAUCUGGACAAGGCCCGCGAUGUGUCCAACAAGAUAAGGAACAUUCUCAAUAAUAAUACACCAUUGGACCUCAAAUACACUCAGUUCCUUAUGCAAUGGGGCCAAUGGAUUGAUCAUGAUCUAAGUUUGACGCUUAUGUCUGGAAAAGACGAUGUUGACUGUGGCAAAAGUUGUUCCAGGGAAGCCCCAUGCUUUCCAAUUGAGAUUCCACAUGAUGAUCAUAGAAUUACAGAUGCUGAUGGAUGUCUGUCUUUCUUCCGCUCUGCUCCCGUGUGUGUCACUCGCCAGUCAGCUAAAAUCUAUGGAUGUCUUCAUAUGCGUGAACAGUUAAAUGCUGUAACAGCCUUCAUCGAUGCCAGCAUGGUGUAUGGUAGUACAGAGACCCAGGCGAACCUCUUGAGAGACCAAACAAAUGAUUUGGGCUUGUUACGUGCGAAUGAAGUCUUCACAGAUAAUGGAUUCGAACAUUUACCAUUUAUAAAUAUUUCAAUGAACGCUUGUGCUCAAAGUAGCUGUCAGACAGUUGAGGGUGGUCAUCCUGAUAUUCCAUGUUUCAUUGCUGGUGACAAUCGUGCAAAUGAGCAUAUCAGGAUCACGGUGCUCCAUGUAUUAUUCUUCCGGGAACACAAUCGCUUGGCGAGAGAGCUGAAGAAGUUGAAUCCAUACUGGAGUGGAGAAACGAUUUACCAGGAAGUGAGGAAAAUCAUUGCAGCAUAUCACCAGAUAAUUACAUACAAAUACUAUCUACCCAAAAUAAUUGGCCCAGCAGCAAUGAGGAAAUAUCUACCCAAGUACAAAGGAUAUGAUAGCUCCAUCGAUCCAAGUGUUAAGAAUGCUUUCGCCACUGCAGCCUUCCGAUUCGGACAUGGCAUGAUUCAUGCAACAGUGCCACGUUUGAAUGAAAGUUACCAGGAGCAUCCCAAAUUUCCCAAUCUGAUGCUGCGUAAUUCCUUCUUCACUCCAGGGAGACUGAUAUACCAAGGAUAUAAUUCCUGGAGAAGAUUCUGUGGUCUUAGUGCGCCUAAAAACGAGGAGGAAUUCAGCAAAGUUCUCAAAAACCCAACAGUGGCAAACAAUCUCCUCAAACUGUAUGGAACUCCAGAAAACAUUGACUUGUGGCUGGCAGGAAUCAUUGAGCCAUUUGUGAAAGGUGGAAGAGUGGGCCACUUGUUCGCUUGUCUGAUAGGAAUGCAAUUCCAGGAUUUGAGAAAUGGAGACAGAUUCUGGUGGGAGAAGAAAGGUAUCUUUUCCAAAGAACAAUACCAGGCUCUUUGUCAGGUUUCUCUGGCGAGGAUAAUCUGUGACAACAGCAAGAUUGACUUUCUUCCAAAUGAUGUAUUUGUGCUAGAUCCAUUGCUAAAAAACUAUUCCAACUGUCGUUGGAUUCCAAAGCUAGACCUGAGGUCUUGGAAGGAUGUGAUGGUACAGUAUCAUUAUUCAAACUUUGUACUGUCUACUAAACAUUUUGGUCAACUGAACUGAACUAAGUGAAUGUAAGAAAAUGCAGAUUGUUUCUUCUUAUGCAUCUAGGUUAAGAAAAAAAGGCCUCUAGGUCAUAAAGACGUUUGGACAGGUAUAUAAAUGAGAAAGAUUUAAAGGGAUAUGGACCAAAUGCAGGCAAAUGGGACUACUUUUGUUGGGGAAAUCUGUUUGGCUUGGAACAAUUGGGCUGAAGGGUCCAUUUCUGUGCUGUAUGACUUUAUGGCUCUAUGACGUGCUGAUCCCCACCCAAAUGAUUUCCAACUGUUCCACCCCCACCUUAAAAUGGUACUUUCUGUAGUGUUUGUAAUGAGGUCAUCCAGGUGGACCACCUAGAAUAAGAGUUCCUCCAUUGUGGUGUUAAA
Molecule: messenger RNA, 1895 nt
Organism: Stegostoma tigrinum
Lineage: Eukaryota; Metazoa; Chordata; Chondrichthyes; Orectolobiformes; Stegostomatidae
Product: myeloperoxidase-like
Exons: 7
Coding region: 1-1533 (510 amino acids)
Biological process (GO): response to oxidative stress
Molecular function (GO): heme binding; peroxidase activity
Source: RefSeq, a predicted model, not a curated record